Molecule: messenger RNA, 1702 nt
Organism: Eurytemora carolleeae
Lineage: Eukaryota; Metazoa; Arthropoda; Copepoda; Calanoida; Temoridae
Exons: 7
Coding region: 56-847 (263 amino acids)
Source: RefSeq, a predicted model, not a curated record
UUAAAGGAAAACAUUAAUUUGAGGUUUAAGUUUUUCAGAUACAUAAUGAAAGAAAAUGCAUUAUUUUACUCUUGGUAUCAUAGUUUUGAUUGAACAGGUUCUAGCGGAAAAGAGCUGUGGCUGUGUUAAAUUUUCUUCCCAAACUGCAUCUUUGGACAUGUCAGAGGUUUCCCAUGAAAUGCCCCCUAGAACGGAUGAAAAUGCUGGAGGUACAACUGUCCACAUGGAAAUAUACACUGGAGCAGAAGCAGGAAUCAGCUGUUUACAUCACUGUGCAUCUUUAGCAAUGCAUUGGUAUUCAGAAGCUGAGGGAGCAUGCUUUUGUGGAACAGAUGAGGCAAGGAUUCCUUGUAUGGAGCUGAGGGUGCCAUUUUUACAAGUUUUCUGUUUGCAAUCACAGGUAAAUGUAGUCUUAGCUACAGAAGAUGUUACUGUUAGUGUACAUAAUGGUAUUAUUGUGCUUAAUCAACCACCUGAAAAUGUACUGAAUCAUGCAGAUUCACUUCCACUAAAUGCUAAAGAAGCCAAAAAUAUUGAUUAUUUAAAACAAGUUAAGGAUACCAAUGAUGAUUCUACAAACUCCAUUGUGACCAAUGUAACUUCAGUGAUGGUUGGUGUUCAUCAUGAAACUGAUGGUGUAAGCGUUCUUCGUGCUGAAAUACAAAACUUAACCAGGUUUAUUUCAUCCCCAGGGUUAAACAGUACACAGGAAGAAACUAGUCCCCUAACAAAGCUAAGGAGCACUAAGAUCUUGGCGAUUAUUCUUGGGUUAGCCUCCAUUUUGUGUUUAUGCAUUGGUGGAAUAAGAGUUUUGGGUCGUCUUUACAGUCUCAUCCUUUGUGGGUAACCCUCUAUGUAAGCUAAAACUGGCCAAACAGUUUGGUCCAAAUUGGCUGACAUUAUUUCAGGAAACCUAUUUGAGGUAACACUGGCUAAAAAAGAUUCUUAAAAAUUCAGAUUUUGCUUUUAAAUGCGGUCUGAAAAUUCCACGGGCAACGCCUUGCACUUGACUUACUUGUAAUCCAUGUAAUGGAUCGAUAGCCAAAAAAACAGUGAUUUUUGUCAUUUUUUUUCUUUCCUCAAAAAGUCAAUCAGUAUUUUAUAAUUUCAGACAAAAAAUCUAAAUUAGAUAAUCCUUCAGGAAAGAAUACACAUAUAUUUUCCCGCACAGCCUGAGUUUGUUGCAUACUUGGUCCCAUAUAAACACUGGGUCAAAGAAACACUGGGUUCAUAAGAGGUGUUAGGUACUUUCCCAAAGGCAUUUUCCCAAGGGUGACUUCCCAAGUGACAAUUUGUCAAGUAGAAACUUUCCAAAUGUAUAUCAUCUCAAGCGGCAACUUCCCAAAGGUUAGGUUAGGCCUUCUGAGGCGGCGCACGCUGAAAAAUGGCCGAACGCUGCGGCUAGCAUAAGCUAUGGGGCCGACCACUGCGGCUAGAAAAAGCUUGGAAUCAAAGUGCUGCAGCUAGGACAGACUUGGGAAGUUGCCGCUUGGGAAAUUGCACAUUUGGGAAGUUGCCACAUAGGAAAAUACCCUUGGGAAGUUGCUGUUUGGAAGAAAGCCUUUGGGAGAGUACCUAACUCAUAAGACACGCUGGUAUGAGUAAAUGUGUUCCAUUGCACUAGAUCGGUAAAUCCUUGUACCGAUUCGGAUCAUGACGAUACUCUGUCUAUCUCUUUAUUUUCAUGUUAUAAAAAUGUAAA